AUGUCAGAAAAGAAUCCUAUUUCAAUUAAAUUAAUUGUUCUUGGUGAUGCCAAUGUUGGAAAAGUUGACAUACUUUUGAGGUAUUUACUUAAGCAAGUCUAGUUAUAUAAAAAGAUUAGAUUUCUCAAGAUUUCAUUCCUAAGGUCUUUGAAAAUUACACGAUUACAACAGUUGUUGAUGGGAAAAAGAUUAAUUUAAGUUUAUGGGAUACUGCUGGAUAAGAAACAUAUAAUAGGCUAAGAAUAUUAAGUUACGGUUAAGCUGAUGUCUUUUUGAUAGUCUUCUCUAUUAUUGAUGAAUAGAGUUUCUAAAAUGCAGUCACUAAAUGGUAUUAAGUGUAGAAGUUCCUGAAUUAAAAAAUGUACCAAAAAUUUUUUUUGGAAAUAACAAAGAUUAAAGAAAUUUGUCAAAUCCAAGCCAUGUCUAAUAUGAAGCAGUAUAUUAAAUUUAAUCAAUUAUUUGGCAAAAUCUAAAAUUGA
Paramecium octaurelia is the source of this 479-nucleotide messenger RNA. The record is from the annotation of a GenBank genome assembly. NCBI's taxonomy places the organism in Eukaryota, Ciliophora, Oligohymenophorea, Peniculida, Parameciidae.